Molecule: messenger RNA, 1212 nt
Organism: Emiliania huxleyi CCMP1516
Lineage: Eukaryota; Haptophyta; Isochrysidales; Noelaerhabdaceae
Exons: 1
Coding region: 1-1212 (403 amino acids)
Source: RefSeq, a predicted model, not a curated record
AUGUUUGAGACGCUGCUCUCAACAGAGCCGCCAUGGCUGUAUCUGCACGCUCAGCUUCCGGAGCCGAGCAUCGAGAAUCUCGGCAACGAGGAGUAUGCGCUGCCGCAGGAGUACGGCGGCGCCCAUGGGCCCAAGGCUUCGUUGAUCGGAACACUCAUGCACGUAGUGGACGUCGAACGGUGCAAGGACGGAAGGCUCGAGCUACUCGCUCAGGGUAUCGGACGCGCUGCCGUGCUGCGAGAGACCCAGUCGGUCCCGUAUGCGCGGGCGGACGUGCAGUGGCUGCCAGAUGCAGAGACGCUGCUCUCGUGUGAGGCCAGACGCAUAGACUGGAACAGGAGCCAAUUUCUGGGCGAAGCCGCCCUCGACUUGCUAGGACUGUCUGCACGAAAGCGGUUGCAGAUGGCGUUGGCUCUCGCAGAGGAGCGGAGCUGGCGAGCGUACGAGCACGAAACGACGUAUCCGAUCCAGCUGGCAAUCUCGUCGGGAAUGUAUCCCGCCUUCUGUCCUUUCGAUACAUCCGCCGCGGAGCUGGCAGUCCGCGGCGCGCCGCUCGCGCUCUCGGCAGCUCUUGAGGCGGCCGCCGCCUUAGAUGGCAUGCAGGAGGGAGUUCCAAGCUCAUCGCACGCAGAGUUGGGCGGCGGCGCGGCGUUCACGAUGAGUCAUGCCCGCUCUGCGGCGGUGCGGCGUGCGUUUGAGGCGUGCGAAGCUAUGCUCGAAGUAUCGGAUGACGCAAUGCAGGCCGAGGCCGAGAGCGAGCGCGCGCUGCAAGACCUGGAACUCCAGGUGUGGCUCGAGCUGGACGGCUUCCUCCGGCGCUUUGCUGCCAACCGGGCCACGCUGAUCGGCGGCACCGGAGCACCCGCGCCAAAGCAGCUGCUCGGUUUGCUGCCUCCGCCUCCCGAGAGCGGCUGGCCAGACGACUUUAUUCUCGAUACCGUUGCCGCUGACUUGCGCAAGGCCGCCACCAGGCGCCGCUCGCAGACCACGCUCAGCUACCAGAAUGACCCCGCGCCGUUCAUCCCAGCGCAUCGCCACUACCCGUUGCGUCGGCGUGCGCAGCGGCUGAGCUACUCGAUUUGGAUUGUGCUCAAGGAACCAGGGCUGGACCUACAGCCUUUACUCGACACGGAGAGCACCACAGACAGGCUACGCAUGGUGCUUCUCCGGCUUCGCGAGCUGCUCGCGCGAGAGGAGAGCGGCAGUUUGUAG